Molecule: messenger RNA, 2286 nt
Organism: Hermetia illucens (black soldier fly)
Lineage: Eukaryota; Metazoa; Arthropoda; Insecta; Diptera; Stratiomyidae
Gene: Cortactin
Product: src substrate cortactin
Exons: 5
Coding region: 346-1947 (533 amino acids)
Biological process (GO): regulation of actin filament polymerization
Cellular component (GO): plasma membrane; actin filament; site of polarized growth
Molecular function (GO): actin filament binding
Source: RefSeq, a predicted model, not a curated record
GCAUCUCAACUGCUUUUGUGUACAACCACUUACCGCUGUCAAACCGUUUUGUGUGUUGUCCUCCGUGUCUCGUCUUGUGUUUGUGACUCAUUCUGAAUUUCAUGUGCAAUUUUUUAUAAUCUUUCACUUUGUGAAAGCAUUUCCUGCACCAGAUGUUUUAUUAACGUGUAAAAACCCCUCGUCCCAAUAGUCGGAGCCAUCCCAAUUCAAUUGAAAAGUUUUUGUGUCGAAGAUUUUUUCGUUGCCACUCCCAAGUGCGGUGCAUUCACAAAACGACGAAAACAACAUUUUAUCUAGUUGGAUUGGCGAACUUAUGAGAUAAAGGGGCAAUAAUCGGCGAACACAAUGUGGAAGGCAACAGCAGGGCAUCAAAUCAACACGAACGGAAGCAACAAUGGCCAGGAGGAUGAUGACUGGGAGACGGACCCGGAUUUUGUGAAUGAUGUGAGCGAGCAAGAGCAGCGAUGGGGCUCGAAAACAAUUGAAGGCAGCGGCCGGACAGCGGGCGCGAUAAACAUGCAACAAUUACGCGAAGAAACUGAAAAAGCUGAUACGGAAAAAAAGAAAAAAGAGCUGGAGGAACUGAAUCCUGGCUAUGGAUAUGGUGGAAAAUACGGAGUUCAAACGGAUCGAAUGGACAAGUCCGCUGUGGGUCACGACUAUAUUGGAAAAGUUGAGAAGCAUGCGUCACAAAAAGACUACAGCGAAGGAUUUGGUGGUAAAUUUGGGGUACAAAAGGAUAGAGUUGAUAAAUCGGCAGUAAGCUGGGAUUAUAAGGAGAAAGUAGAAAAACAUAGCUCACAAAAAGAUUAUGCAACUGGAUUUGGUGGUAAAUUUGGAGUUCAAAGUGAUCGUGUUGAUAAAUCGGCUCUCGGCUGGGAUUAUGUUGAGAAAGUGGAGAAACAUGAAUCACAAACAGAUUAUGCAAAAGGAUUUGGAGGAAAGUUUGGUGUGCAAGAAGACCGUAAAGAUAAGUCAGCCCUUGGAUGGGAUUACGUGGAAGCAACGGAAAAACAUGAGAGUCAAGUUGACCAUAAAGUGGGUUUCGGCGGAAAGUUUGGUGUUCAAAGCGAUCGUAUGGACAAGUCGGCCGUUGGGUUUGAAGAUGGCAAAGAACGUAUCGGAACGAACUACACAAAGGUGAAACCAGAUAUAGGUUCUGCAAAGCCAUCAAAUCUCCGUGCUAAAUUCGAAAAUCUGGCUCAAUUAUCCGAAGAAGAGGCUCGGAAUCGAGCAGCAGAACAAAAGCGAAUACGUGAAGAAAAAGACAAAAAAGAUAGAGAGGAAGCGGCCAAACGACAAGUUGUUGGUUCCGAUGAACCUGAAGCGAAACCUACACAACGAAAAACUGCUAUUGACACAGGAAGACAAGGUGGAAUUGGUAAUGCAAUUUCUGCAUUUAAUCAAAUUCAAUCCCCUACAAGCGAACAGCCUCCCCUACGCAAGGAACCUAUCAAGUUGCCAAAAGAACCAACCCCACCACCUGCAGUAGUCCAACCGGUGCAACCGGAUGUGAUUCCUGUGAAGGAGCCAACUCCGGAAUCAGAAGUUCUUCCAGCAGUUGCGGCGACUGUCAAAGCCCCAGAACUUGAAGUGGAAGUAACUGCGCCCCCUACGACACAGCAUAUUCCUGACAUUCAGGCAGCAGCAGCUACUAUUGUCGAACCGCCAAGCCAAUUUAGCCAAGAACCACAACAGCAGCCCGAGGCUGAUCUAGUUACUGUGAAUCCUGAGGAUUUGGCAGACUAUAUAGAAGACACCGGUGUUCGAGCAAUUGCUCUAUACGACUAUCAAGCUGCAGCCGAUGAUGAAAUAUCAUUCGAUCCAGAUGACUUAAUUACACACAUUGAAAUGAUUGACGAAGGGUGGUGGCGAGGUUUAUGCAAAAAUCGAUACGGCCUAUUUCCAGCCAAUUAUGUUCAACUACAAGAGCAACAGAACCCCUAAAACUAAGAUAGAAUUGCAUUUCAAAAUAAUUUGCUGAUUGUUUACAUCUUUUUACAUUGAUGACAAGAGUGUUUGGGAGAAAUUAGAAAGUAUUUGCUGCGAACGUUGAAGCGAACCUAUCAAAUGUACUUCAUUUAUUUGAUGAAUUAGUUAUUUUCCUCGUUAUUUUAUCAAAAUAUGUAAUAAUGUGUUUGUGAAGUUUAUAUAUGUACAUCUUCCGUCUGUUGAUUGGUAAUCAUUUUUUUUAUGAUAAACGAAUUAAGACUAUUAGAAAUGAUUGAAUGUUAUAAUCAUUGCCACGGUCAAAUAAAAGUAUAACGAAAUUUUCUCGACAAGUUA